Molecule: messenger RNA, 1054 nt
Organism: Tripterygium wilfordii
Lineage: Eukaryota; Viridiplantae; Streptophyta; Magnoliopsida; Celastrales; Celastraceae
Exons: 2
Coding region: 401-817 (138 amino acids)
Source: RefSeq, a predicted model, not a curated record
ACGCAGACACGCUUCUCAGCUCUCCCUCUCUCCCUCUCUCCCUCUCUAACUCUUGUGUUUCAUUCGGCCAUGUUUUCUGAGGGACAUACCUCUUGUGUCUUGUAUAUCAAUCUUUAAUCUUUUCGAAUCUCUAUUUCUUGAUCUGGGCAUCAAAGGUUUCUUCUUCGUAUCCAAGCUCUGGAGUUGAAAAUAUUCAUUUUUGUUUGCUUUUUCUUAUGGUUACUGCACAAAUCCACUGAUAAUGGAAAACCCAUCUAGUUAUUGGCCCCUCUUGACUUUCUUGCUUAGUUUGGAUGAUAUAAAGCAAUGGGUUUCUUGUUGAUGAUGCAAAGUAACCUUUUUAUUAUACGAGACUUACUCUCUAUUUGUAUGAGCAUUCGUUUUGUUUGAUUAUAGAGUUAUGGGCAGAGGUAGGGGGAAGGGAAAGAAAUUGACUGCUAGCAAUCAUGAUGAUACUGGAAGUGGUGAAGAAGAGAAAAUCCCUGUGCAGAAGCGAAGAGGAAGACCUCAGAAACCAUUGAAAGAUGAGAUUGAUGGGGAAGAUGCUGAAAAAAUAGAGGAGGAAGAUGGUGAAAGUGGAAAAACAGGUCUAUCAAGCGGCAAAGAAGUGAAAAGCCCCACUGGUGCAGAGAAUGGGAAAAAGCGGAAGCGAAACUCACAAGCAAAAGAGAAGACCGAUUUAGUGAAGGAGGAAAAUGGUAGUGGGGUCAGAUCUGGGAAUGAUGAUUCAGUUAAGUCCAAUGGAUUCCGGCAUAAUGGGAGCAGGAGAAAAAGCACACCUCGUAGGGCUGCUGAGGCAGGUGUAGCGUGCAAGUGAAAUCAUGUUUCAGAAAUUCGAUGGACCUCUUCUUUUUCGCGUUACCAGCUAAUUUGCAGAAUAGGAAGUGCGGCAUGUUUGUUUUUUUUUUUUUUCCUGCUAUCAUUUCAAUUUAGUACCUUCAAUUUAUUUUAAUUGAGAAUUUUGGAAUGGAUUAUGCUGGUUUUAAGUUUUUCAAUGCUAUCUUGUUUUUAUCAUGACUAAGGUUAUAUAGUAAUCUUUCGUAUUAUUCCAACA